AUGUCUCUCACGAAACUGAAAUCCACAUCACCGAAUCGCAAACUAGAUACCUAUGCAUCGGCUGCCAAGGAAAUUGAGCAGGAGAAACAGAUGGUGGCUGCGCUCAAGCGGCUUUCGAUCGGUCAUCUAUUGAAUCUUGAUCCAGAUCUUCCACCACUUGAUCCGUCUGGAUAUCCGUACUCCGUAGACCGAGGAGGAUACGACGAUACCGCUCAACCUGAAGAUAAUUCUCUGGUCGAGUCUUACUCCUCGGCCAGCUCGCACAAUCGGUACUCAUACUCAGAACUGAACUUCAUUGAUCUACAUGGUCGCGAAGAAGAGGACCAGACCGAACAGGGCGAGCCAAAGGAUGGAGAUGUAAAUGACGAUAUAGAAGAAAACAGCACACGAGCACCAUCGGAGUCUUUGCGUCAUACGCGACCGCCCUCUUUUGUUUCUGAAGAACAACCUUUGGAUGCGGAACUGUUGUGGGUUCCUGCCAACAUGCACCCUGAGAUUAACCCACAGCAAUAUAAGAUGCAUGUAAAAACAACCAUUGACGAGCUCCUUGAACAGAAGAUAUCGCGCUCGCUCUCACGCUCCAAGUCGAAGCGCUCGUCUCUCUCUUUCUCUGUCACAGACACAGACCCAGACGACUCCACGGUCUUUGUGGCAGAGGACGAGAAGGAAACCCAACAGGAUCAACCUAAAAAACAAUAUCAGAACCCUUCCCUUCGUGAGCUUACCUCAGAGCUUCAAGCCAUGACUCGUCUCGCGGGCAUGGAUGCUACCGAUGCUGUAACUCUAGCUCGCACAUUAUCUUCUGCCUCAAUGGGCUACAGUGAUGUAGAGAAAUUAGCUUUUGAUGAGCUUGGAAACCCUCAAAAUAUGGAAAAGAGCAUCUAUCAAGCAGAGGUCCAUGAAGAGAAUCAGCAUCAACAUUCUAGGCGACCACUUCCAAAACUCCGAAUUAAUACGGGAUCUUCUUCUCAUAAGCAACCUUACGGUGCUGCUGUUCCCGGAAGUUAUGAGCCAUCUCGUCCUGGCGGAUUUGCUGCUUCUGGAAGACAGCAAAAAUCACCCAUUGACGAGGAGUUUUCGUUGCGCAGAAGUCGGCGACCUGACUACCGUAAGGGUCCAGUGGCAUCUCCACAUGCAAGCUCUCAGCAAUUAACUGCUCAACAACUAGGAUCUCAGCUCCAGAGCAGCAAAGCAGGUAAACUUGCCGAGCUUAGAAGCUCUCUUCUGUCUUCAAACUUAACUCAAGUCCCGAAACAGCUGAGAUCUCAGAAUUUUAACGUUGCUCAAUCUUCACUCCCGCAGCAAGAUCCCUAUUAUGGCAAGGUUCGGGGCCAAAGUAGGUCUCAUUCGUCCUCAAGAAGCACACCUGGACAGUACGACAUACCGCUUCUGACAACUCGAACAAAAAAGAGUGGCUCAAGCCACCAAACCAGACAAAUUUUAACUCAGAGUCCAUACCAUCAGUCGCCCAAUAGUUCAAUAUCUCCAGCGCCCUUGAGCCCCAAUGACAAUAUGAACUUUUCACCAUAUCCAGAUGCCUACUCUCAGAAACCAGCUCAGUCAAAGCAACAAAAUCAUCGCAGUAACAGGAGCGCUGAUGGUUAUAGAGGUCAUAUUGGUGAGGGAUUAGGCUCUCAGGGUCACAUUGGCUAUAGAGAUCAUAGAGACAGUGAAGAUAGAAGGAAUUUGAAAUUGAGGGCACUGAGCUCUAGCGCUCUGUACGGAUACAAUCCGCAUGUACAAAAUGUGCCAAUGAGAUCUUCAAGUGAUCUGUAUUCAUCACAGGGAUACCCACAGAGUUCGAAAAAGCCUGUUAGACAUCUCCAACAACAAUUCGACCAAAAUGGAUAUCCGAUGUAUCAGACACAGCAACAAAGCUCGAGUUAUUCACAGCAUCAGAAUUAUCAGAACUAUCCAUCAAACAUGCAAUCACAGCAUUCCAAGCAUGCGCAUCAACCGUAUUCUCAGCAGUACCAGCCAGUAUCAAUGGACAAUCGCUCAAGACAUAGAAACUAUAGUGGUGGACAUGCUCGAGAGCAACAACAUCAAUAUCAAGGCCAUUCACAACAAAGGCAUCAUCAACCCCAUUAUGAAUCUCAUCCUCAAGACAAUUAUCUGAAUUCAGUACAAAAUGCCCACUAUCAUCCCCAAUAUAAAAGCCAGCAUCAGAACAAUUACAGGCCCACCCAAGAGUCAUCUAGAGUCGUUGAGAAACAGCAAAAUAAUCAGCAGAGUAAAGAUUACCCUUUCGAACAGUAUACAAGAGAGAAUACCUUCAAAGCGAAGGAAAAGCGAAGUGAAUUGAACGAUAAUCUCGAUCUAUUGAGAAAUGAGAUCAACGAAUUCAAAGAAAGUUUGUCUCGUAGCGAGCCUUCAAAACAGUUAUCCAAUGAUAAUUUGCCGCUAGACGAGGAGAUAAGUGCAGAACCAUCAAAUGACUUCAGUUUCGAUCUUACCACUCACGAUGUAAGCUACGAGGACACUCUCGGCAUAGAGAAGGAUAUUAUUGGCGAUCUCGAUGAAACUAGUUCAUCAUUAGCCAAUGAGCCAGAUAACUCGAUACAGAUCCCUCAAGAAAGAAUCCAGACAAACUUGCGCUUUUCUGAGUCAUCCAAUACUCAGCCCGAACUUUCGGCAAUUCCUUCGAGAGAGAACUCUUCUGGUCGGCACGAAAAGAAGUUGCAGCAACCACAAAGCGACUCCUCAAGGGCAGAAUACCCAGUUGAGAAGUAUAAGGACACGGCUGCCAACAUUAAGGAAGCAAAAGAAGUGAUUCUUUCGCCAAUCAUCACACCAAAAGAUGCCGAGGAGAACAAUGUACCAACACUAUCUACAACCAAACAAAAAGAGCUUGUUUCCGAUUCGAUACCUCACGGAAAGCCAUUAAAGACGGAGGAACCAGUCAACAAAGUGUCAAAGCAGUUAAAAAAGAAGACUUCCUCUAGCCUGCUAAUCUCUAAAACAGAUCCAGAGAAGAAGAAGACAAGUAAAAAGCCAUGGCCAUGGUCUAAGGACAAGUCCGCUUCAUCUGAGAAGGAGAGCAAGAUUGCAGAAGUCUCUCGCAAAACUGUACGUUCAGUUUCAACACCUGACCUUGCAUCUAAAUUGGACAAAAGUGGGCACGAUGAGCACAGUAAUACAGAAGGCGGAAAAGACAAUGUUAUUAGCAAGUUCUUUAAGAAAAAGCGGAGUCACCUGUCGUCAGGCGAAAGAGCAACGCAGGAGCUGUUACGCCGAGUAUCAAGCAGCGACUCUUCUGAAAUUCACAAUGAGCAAAAGUCUGGCCAAAAAAGCUCUCGAACAUCAGAAGAAUCGAAGACCUCGAACAAUUCUAGAGACAUACCAGUUUCAUCGUCUGCAGAUGUGAAGUCUAGAAUUAAACAAAAACUCAAGAACAUCAAGAACAAGGGCUCUGAGAAGCCCGAGGAGCCAACAAUUCCAGAGGAUCCUGCUGAGGAGGAAAUGAGUGAAGCGAUCGAUAUAGAGAAUUCCAAGCCUCUGUCUACUCUUGAGGUUCAGGAACGACUCAAAAAGUCGAUCAAAAGAACAUCUAGAGCAAAUCAACCUAUUGAAUUCACCGACUCCGCUUUUGGGUUCCCAUUACCUCCUCCCUCACACUCGACUCUUGUUAUGAUAGACUACCGAUUCCCAGUGCACGUUGAGCGUGCUAUUUAUCGACUCUCACAUCUCAAGCUUGCGAACCCUAAAAGAUCUCUCCGCGAACAAGUUCUACUUUCAAACUUCAUGUACGCAUACUUGAAUUUGGUGGACCACACUUUGCAUUUGGAGCAACAGAUGACAGAGGAGGAGUUCCCACAACCCGAUACCGAUAUGGAUCUAUUGGGCACACACGACAUUGAUACAGAGUUCGAGGCUGAUUCCCUAGACGAGGAGGACUUUGACUCAGUUAAGUUGGAUCUUGAUGUCCGUGAAACCCAGAUUUCCGUAUAG
Molecule: messenger RNA, 3951 nt
Organism: Australozyma saopauloensis
Lineage: Eukaryota; Fungi; Ascomycota; Pichiomycetes; Serinales; Metschnikowiaceae
Gene: ZDS1
Product: Zds1p
Exons: 1
Coding region: 1-3951 (1316 amino acids)
Biological process (GO): positive regulation of G2/M transition of mitotic cell cycle; establishment of cell polarity
Cellular component (GO): cytoplasm; cell septum
Source: RefSeq, a predicted model, not a curated record